UAAGUGUACUGUUUUUAGUUUGACUACCCAUGGAAAGCCGUGGUCCAAAUAUAAAUUUUGUUAAUCCGCCAAACUUUUAGCUUAAACCAACCAUAUACUAUAGGAUCAAACAGGACAGAUGACCCUCGCCUCGAUUCGAGAACAGACAGCGUUGCAAAGAGUAAAAGUAGUGAACAAGUUAAACAUGUAGUGUGGUAUGCUUGAAGCCUUGUCGUGGUGCCCAGUCUUCAUAUAGGCCUAAGUUUGUGAGACCCUAAUCGCCUUUGGGUGAAGUCGUGGCUGUAUGAUGUGGUUGGUGGUUUGUCCGUCACAGUAACACAUCUUUAAGCGGUACGGCUCCGAUCGUAUAGAGGGACGAGGUACUAAAUUCCCAGCCAGUUCUGAGACGGCUUAGAUAAGUCAGAGCCUCACGAGGAAGAUCGCAUCCUGUGGUCACCUGAAAGAGUGUUUUUAUAAUAUCAUGGAGUUUUAUUGAAAAUCCCGACCAUGUUCGCUUCAAGAAACUUCGUGAAUGUUGUACGUUUGCAGAGGAUUACAGAGCCUGUUUUCGAACAAAAAUGGACCGCAGGCUACUUACUGGAUAUUUUAUUGGCUUUUGAAAUCUUAAGCACCGUGUCAUUUUCGUUCCUGUGACGAUUUUUCUCAAUUUUACAAUCGAUAUUUUUUCUGUUGAUACUUCAAUACGUUACAUAAUAAUUUAUCGAGGCAUUUCGAUUCGGAGAAAGAAAAAUCGUAAAUUUCUUUUGGCGCCUGUUUGCUGUUUAGUAGUCUUAGACGCGGUCGUCUCAACCAAUCAGUUAAUAGACGUUCAAAUCACUUGAGCGACGAGAAGUGAAUUUAAAGACGCGUUGCAGAUGAGUUCCAGCAGAGGUUAUCGUGGACCACGCUUUAUUGAAAUGGACCAGGCGGAGACUUACGCCGGUCUGGGAUAUAGCCCACCUAGAUUCAUGCAUUCGGGACAGGGAAUAAACAACUUUCCGAACAGCAAAAAAACCAAUUCUAACAACUCGAUAUAUAGCCUGAAAUUGAGGAACAGUAACGAAUACUUAAAAGGAAAUGAGAGCGAAGAGCAUGAAAAGGUGUCCUUUAUAAAAUGGGCGGAGGAGGUUAGUGACUGUCAUGGCUUAAAACAUGUUUUCAAGCUCGAAUCCUCGAUUCUUCGCCGAGGAAUAUGGUUCCUAUUUUGGGUUGCCAUGCUCUGUCUUCUCUUUUAUCAGUGUUACUUGACAAUGGAUGCUUACAUAGAACACGAACAUAUUACUAAGUUCGACGUCGAGUACGAGGACAGGCUUCUUUUCCCUGCUGUUACUAUUUGUAACCUUAAUAUGUACAAACUUUCGGCAAUAACUGAAGAGGACAUUUACUUCAUAGGAGAACCACUGGGAAUAAUUGAUGCGAAUCGCAAUUUGUUAAAAUCCGAGGUCUAUCCAGAAAGGUUUCGGGAGCUUGUGAAUAAAACGGACUGGGAGAAGUUCGAAAAAGAAGAAAAGAAAGAAGAUUUUAACAUGACAGAGUUCGUGCGCAGAACUAGCUUUCAACUAAGUGAGAUAUUACUAUAUUGCAAUUUUCAUGGAGAAGAGUGCGGAGAACAAGAUUUUGAUCACGUGUUCACUCAUCUUGGGAAUUGUUAUACAUUCAAUAAAUACAGGAACGAUUCGUCAUUAAAAUAUUCUAAGAGAGCUGGUGCGGCCGAUGGUUUGACGGUAACUUUAGAUGUUGAUACUGCUGACUACACUCCAAUAAGCGAAGGUUCACAGGUGCCGUCGGAUGUUGGAGUGAAAGUACAGCUUCACAACGCCACGGAACCACCAUACGUCUACGAACAAGGAGAAACGGUCAUGCCGGGGACACACACUCAGAUAGGCUUCGUUAGAGAAGAGGUAAUUGCAUUGCCGGCUCCAUUUGGAACUUGUCACGAUCUUGGCGUGACGAAAUACGGCUACUUCGAACACUACAGUUAUUCAGGCUGCCGAAUUGAAUGUGAAACUGAGGCAGUCUUCGAGAAGUGUGGCUGUAGACUUGUAGAGCAACCAAGUAAAGGAGGUACUGUUCCAGUCUGCUCUAUAGAAAAGUACGAAUGCGCGGUUCAACAACUAGAUAACUAUACGUAUGGUCACACGGAUUUCGAAUGUGAUUGUCGACUUCCGUGUUCCUCAGUGAUCUAUCCGCUUACAUUGUCGUCUGCCAGGCUCAAUCCCCGGUUUAUGAAGUACCAGCUACAAACGCUCCCAUCGGAGUACAAUACCUCCAAAAAGUACGGAGAUAACUAUACGUAUGGUCACACGGAUUUCGAAUGUGAUUGUCGACUUCCGUGUUCCUCAGUGAUCUAUCCGCUUACAUUGUCGUCUGCCAGGCUCAACCCCCGGUUUAUGAAGUACCAGAUAAAAACGUUCCCACCGCGGGAGUACAAUACCUCAAAAAUCACGGAGGAGUACGUACAAAAUAACAUAAUGAAGGUUAGUGUGUACUACAAUCAGCUGAGCUAUCAACGGGUUCUUCAGGUGGCUUCCCUCGACUUUUUCACUCUGCUUUCUCAAAUCGGCGGCAGUAUGGGAUUGUGUGUUGGUGCUAGUUUACUCACCAUAGUUCAAAUGGUCGACUUUUGUUUUGAUGUAAUUAAGGAGAAGGUUAGAGGUCGAAUCAUAAGGAAACGUCAAAACAUGGAGGACUUAUGACAUCAGAUGGAAAACAUCGAGCUAUACUUAAGAAAGUGACUUGUAAUGGCGCAUAAAAUAUACGGCGAAAUUGUCAAAGUGCCCCAAAUGUCGUUGUGUAGCAUAGUGACGUUGUGAGACUCGUACGCAAGUAUGUCGAUUGUCGUGUGCCCCUUGUGUUAAUCUUUGGAAACGUUUUAAAUAUAAAUAGGAUUUAAACGAUUUAGAAGCAUUACAACGGACUUUUCAAGAUGGGGUAUAUAAUCAAAAAGCGAGUGAAAUGGUCGGUAUUUGGAACACGAAGGACUUCCCAUUAAGUAAUGUGGUUUAUUUAAAGCAUUUACUUUUGAUGAAAGCAAUAACAAGUGACCAUUUCAUUUGGAUACUCGCGAUUGUCUUUUAUCUGCUGCCACCGACGGUUGCUGAUGAAUGUAUGUGAACGCUGUAACACAAUAUCCAUUACAAUGCUCGAUGUUUUCAUAAAGAAUUAGUUAUAAGUUCGAAAAAAAAAAGAAACGAACGCUUUUUUCAGUGUCAUUUUUGUUAGAGAAAAAAACUUAAACACGAAAGUCAAUAUUCUAAUGAAUACAUGGAUACGCAUAUAAACAUUAAUGCAAACUCAUGUCUUUAGAAGAAAUUUCAUUUGUGUGCUAUGUAUUUAUGUUUAUAUAAUUUUAAUUUUAUUUAUUGUAAUUUCAUUGUAGAUCCCAUAUAUUUGAAAACAUAUUUCUUGCAGGUUUAUACAUUUACCUACCAUAAUAUGUAUGUAUGUAGACCUAUAUGG
Anneissia japonica is the source of this 3438-nucleotide messenger RNA. Its product is annotated as acid-sensing ion channel 2-like. Lineage: Eukaryota; Metazoa; Echinodermata; Crinoidea; Comatulida; Comatulidae. The transcript has 11 exons. The coding region runs from base 855 to 2675 and encodes 606 amino acids. The record is from RefSeq and is a predicted model, not a curated record. Gene Ontology annotation, molecular function: ligand-gated sodium channel activity. Gene Ontology annotation, biological process: sodium ion transmembrane transport. Gene Ontology annotation, cellular component: membrane.